Molecule: messenger RNA, 1251 nt
Organism: Chiloscyllium plagiosum (whitespotted bambooshark)
Lineage: Eukaryota; Metazoa; Chordata; Chondrichthyes; Orectolobiformes; Hemiscylliidae
Source: RefSeq, a predicted model, not a curated record
UCCAAGAAAUUAGGAACACUCUCUAUCAAAGUACAGCCCUGGAGCAAUUCCUGCAUCAUCCUCUUUGCAAACUGCAAGCUGUUUUCUUUGAAUGCUAGAUUGGCUGGAUACACGAGACAUUUGUUCUGUUCAGGGAUUGAUCCCGAGAAAAUGGUAUCUGAAAUGAAGCUGAAAAUGAAGGAUAAGAAACCUUCCUGUAUUGAAGUGACUUCACUGAAUGGAGUGAAUUUAACCACUGAGAGUGAAGUAGAAUCUCAUAUCAAACAAGAUAAAUCCAGUUCAACAGUCAUGCCAGAUUCUGCAGCAGAACUCACAACUAUUGCUCCAACUUCUAUGGACAGUGUAACAGGACAAGAGAAUAAUAAUGUGUCUUUGUGCACUGCACCUGAGAUUAAAAUCGAUAUUGAUAGGCCUCAAGUUGAAGUUCCAUCCUCCUUAGACAACUGCAGUAAUGUCUUCUUUAACUGUGCCAAUGACUAUCCAACAAGCUGCAACAAGACAAGUGGUGACUCUGAGAAUAUCUCAAGGACAUUUUCUCCAAAUGAUAGCAUCAUUGAAACAAUUGCAGGAAAAACAACAGGUGAUAAAAACUGCAACCAGUCCAAUAUAUCAGGGCAAAACCCAGAAAUGAUACAGGAACUGAUUGAUAACAAGGAGUCCCAGUGCUCUAGAAAUUGUAGAAGUUGCUGUACAACAUUUGUCUGUGGCCUUGUCUCUGUUGGUUUGGUGUUCCUUUCACCGUUAAUAGUCACUGGGUAUUUUUUGUAUGAACUUUGCAGCUGUGUAUCUAAAUGUAAGGACCCCCGUCCUACUUAACACUCACAAGAAUUUGUUUUUCAAUGUGCUGGUUUGUUAGACACUACUAUGUUCUUAUUUUGUCCUCUUAAUGUCUUUACAUCAAUGAUAAUUGCAACAAAGGCAAGACAUAAUUGAUGGAUUUCCAAAAAGUAGCAUAAAAUAAGAUAAAUAUUAGACAAAAUGCUUUCCUUUAUAUUUUAAAUUGUUUGUUGUAAUCUAAUUAUUAACAGAUAGCCUGUGAACCAGCAUCUUACCAUUGAUAAUGUGAAAAACCCUCCAUGAGGGAAGACUAAUGAAGAUUGAUGAAAUACAGUUACCAAUGGGUAACAAUUCAUUUUGUGAUCACAAAUAUCUUUUAUAUCUCACUACUGACCAUGACAUAAUCUAAUUUCUAAUACUUAUAGAGUGGUUUCAACUGAAUAAGUAACUAUGAUCGUUUAAUUCAUAAUUAAA